GGGAAGAGGUGUCUCUGUGAAGAUGACGGCGCAGCAGCAAUUGCCAUCCGCUGCUCACAUUCACUAUUCGCUCGGCGGAAGGUAAGAGCCGCAUGUUACUCACUUUGCAUGCGACUCGACCACCGCUUGGUCUGGAAGUCGAAGGCAGCAACAUCCGACUACGGCUUCAACCCGGCGCUAGCCGUAGAAGGCAGGAACGACAUACCGAGAGGCACCAAGCAUUCCAAGCGACAGAUGCACCGAACGAGGCAGCUUGAUCUCGCCUUGCGCUUGCUUGAACAUCGCAUGUGUCUUCACACACA
This is a messenger RNA of Baudoinia panamericana UAMH 10762, 302 nucleotides long. RefSeq lists its product as uncharacterized. The coding region runs from base 93 to 257 and encodes 54 amino acids. The record is from RefSeq and is a predicted model, not a curated record. NCBI's taxonomy places the organism in Eukaryota, Fungi, Ascomycota, Dothideomycetes, Mycosphaerellales, Teratosphaeriaceae. The transcript has a single exon.